Molecule: messenger RNA, 1039 nt
Organism: Benincasa hispida (wax gourd)
Lineage: Eukaryota; Viridiplantae; Streptophyta; Magnoliopsida; Cucurbitales; Cucurbitaceae
Product: glutaredoxin-C6-like
Source: RefSeq, a predicted model, not a curated record
AGAGUAGAGGAUGAAAGAAUGAUGUGAGCAAAAGCAGUGUCCACUCUGUUUUUUUUUAUAAAACCACUCCCCUUUCCUUCCUUAGCCCCCGCUUCCAUUCCAAUUUCCACCCGUUGACAUAACAAAAUUAUUUCUCUCUCAAUUUCUCUUUUUAUUUCUUCAAUUUUAUUACUCCGGCGAUGCAAGGCCUAAGACGCUGCUCCAACGACCUCCUCCACCUCGACUUAUCUCCGCCGCCCCCCACCACUCCCUCCCCCGCCUCUCUCUCCAUCGACGUCGCCGAAUCCGCCGAGACCCGAAUCCGCCGCCUCAUCUCCGAACACCCUGUCAUCAUCUUCAGCCGUACUUCUUGUUGCAUGUGCCACGUCAUGAAGAAGCUCCUCGCCACCAUCGGCGUCCACCCCACCGUCAUCGAAUUAGACGACGACGAGAUCGACGCUCUCUCUUCUUGUUCCUCCACUACCGUCCCUGCCGCCACUCCCGCCGUCUUCAUCGGUGGCGCCUUCGUCGGCGGCCUUGAAUCCCUCGUAGCUCUCCACCUCAGCGGUCAUCUUGUACCUAAGCUCGUCGAAGUCGGCGCUCUUUGGGUAUGAGUUAAAAUUACUCACUUGCCCUUCAUUUCUAAAUUUUAUCCUUGUAAUUUAAAAAAAAAAAAAAAAAAAACCUUUGUAAUUGAAAUUAGAGGGAUGAGGAAAAAAAUAAUGGAUCUAUGGUUUUGAAAUUUGGGUUGUGGUUGUUGGUGAAAUCAAUAAUUGACAAAAAAAAAAAAAAAUCUGGAUGGUGCCGGAAACAGAAAGGAGGUGGAGGAAAAAGUCCGGUAGGGCGGUGGCGGCGAGUGGGGUUUUUUUAGGGUACUCGCGAGAGUAGGUGUGACACGUGGUCGGAUGAGGAUGAAUGAAGUGAAAGGAGUGGGUGUAUGAGUGUGAGUAGUAGAUGGAAGGGAAGGACUGGAGUGGGUCCCUUAUCAAUUAUUACGUAAUCAGAACCGUUGAAUGUGUAGACUUUUGUAAUCUAUUCUAUUCCAUUCCAUUUCUACUCU